UCACUCCAGUGUCUGAGGAGGAGCAGACCUCUCUGAUUCCCUUCCCUCUUCUCCCCUCCCUCCUCCUUCCUUCCCCUUCUUCCCCUCAUUCUUUCUGUCUCUCUUUCUCUCUCCCCGUUUCUCUAUGAUUUGGCCUUUCAUUCUCUGGAAAUUAAAUGAUGGUAGGUCUGAAGUUCUAGCAAAAGAUUUAAUGUACAAAAGUAUUUUUAGAUAUUCAGCUGUACGGGCAUUAUUGUUUUACCUCCUUGGCUUUAUUCAUCAGUUUUGGACAUGACAGCAUUUAAAAGGUUAAUGCCCAUUUUCAUGGCUGUUGGCUGCCUCAUUGGUCAUGGAACGACACAGCAACAAUGCUCAAAUGGGUUUGAGAUGGAUCGUGUGUCAGGCCAAUGCUUAGAUGUUGAUGAAUGCCGCACUAUUGCUGAGGCCUGUAGAGGAGAUAUGGUGUGUGUCAACCAAAACGGGGGCUAUUUAUGCAUUCCACGAACAAAUCCCAACCAGCGAUCCCCAUAUACGAAUCCUUACACAUCCAGUUUGUAUCCACCGCCUCCAGUCCCAGCUCCUGUUCCAAAUUAUCCUACUAUUGGAAGAGCACCUCCCAUUUGUCGGUUUGGGUAUCGAAUGAAUGAAAACAACCAGUGUGUAGAUGUCGAUGAAUGUGCAACUGAAUCACAUCAGUGCAACCCUACCCAAAUCUGCAUCAACACUGAAGGAGGAUACACUUGUUCCUGCACUGAAGGAUACUGGCUUUUAGAAGGCCAAUGCUUAGACAUAGAUGAAUGUCGCUAUGGAUACUGUCAGCAACUAUGUGCCAAUGUACCUGGCUCCUAUUCCUGUACCUGCAACCCAGGAUUUGUACUGAAUGAAGAUGGAAGAUCGUGUCAAGAUGUGAAUGAAUGUACAGGUAGCAACCCUUGUGUACAAAACUGUAUCAACACCUAUGGCUCAUUCCUUUGUCGUUGUGAUCCUGGCUAUGAAUUGGAGACAGAUGGUAUCAGCUGUACUGAUAUGGAUGAAUGCAGCUUCUCAGAAUUUCUAUGCCAGCAUGAAUGUGUUAAUCAGCCAGGUAGUUACUACUGUUUCUGCCCGUCUGGCUACGUUCUUGUUGAGGAUACUCGGUGUCAGGAUGUUAAUGAAUGUGAGGUUGGGAAUCACACUUGUAAUGUGCAGCAAACAUGUUUUAAUGUCCAAGGAGGAUUCAAGUGCCUAGACCCAGUAAGAUGCGAGGAUCCUUAUAUCCGGAUCAAUGAAAAUCACUGUAUAUGUCCAACUGAAAACCCUAGCUGUAGAGACCAGCCAUUCACCAUCUUGUACAGAGACAUGGAUGUAUCAGGACGUACUGUGCCCGCCGAUGUAUUUCAGAUGCAGGCAACCUCUCGCUACCCUGGUGCUUAUUACAUCUUUCAGAUUAAAUCAGGAAAUGAAGGCAGAGAAUUCUAUAUGCGGCAAACUGGACCUAUCAGUGCCACUCUUGUGAUGACCCGUCCUCUGAAGGGGCCGCGUGACAUGGUGUUGGACCUGGAGAUGGUCACUGUUAACACUGUCAUCAAUUUCAGAGGAAGUUCUGUCAUUCGACUGAGGAUUUAUGUAUCACAAUAUCCCUUCUAAACCUAGACUGGCAUUGCUUUCUUUUUAAAACUACCACAGCAGCAGCUGAAAAUGGACCCUUUUCUGCCCAAACUUUUUUUUUCUCAGGAGUCAAUUCUUCUAACAAUCCAACCUGAAAUUAGUAUUAAAACAUGUUACAAUGGCUCAUAUUACAAUAACUGGACAAUACUUCUUGCGGUUUAAAGACACCUGAGCUUUGAAUUAUCAGUGGAUUCCAUAGAAUUAUUUUAUUUUAUUUUGCUCAUGAGUGUUUAGAUACUUUGGUCUUCCUUUCCAAACUUUUUCUAAAGUGUGAUUAAAAGCUUUAAAAACUGUGAA
Messenger RNA from Pantherophis guttatus, 1923 nucleotides. RefSeq names its product fibulin 5 (gene FBLN5). NCBI's taxonomy places the organism in Eukaryota, Metazoa, Chordata, Lepidosauria, Squamata, Colubridae. The record is from RefSeq and is a predicted model, not a curated record. Gene Ontology annotation, molecular function: calcium ion binding.